This is a messenger RNA of Marmota flaviventris (yellow-bellied marmot), 2630 nucleotides long. It is a transcript of the gene Afg2b, whose product is annotated as AFG2 AAA ATPase homolog B. Gene Ontology annotation, cellular component: VCP-NPL4-UFD1 AAA ATPase complex; cytosol; nucleus. NCBI's taxonomy places the organism in Eukaryota, Metazoa, Chordata, Mammalia, Rodentia, Sciuridae. The record is from RefSeq and is a predicted model, not a curated record. Gene Ontology annotation, molecular function: ATP hydrolysis activity; polyubiquitin modification-dependent protein binding; ATP binding. Gene Ontology annotation, biological process: retrograde protein transport, ER to cytosol; mitotic spindle disassembly; autophagosome maturation.
AUGCGCGCAGCCUGCUUCCGGCCCGGGAGCGCGGUGUGUUUGGCCUUUCCGCCGGAUGGAGUUCCUGCUCCAGCUUCCUAGGACUGAGUCUUCCAUGUGCCAUGGUCCCGAACUCAGGUCCCUUCCCUGAAGGGCCCCUCUUAAAGCUGCUACCUGUAGAUACUAGGGACCGGGGCACCCAGCGCUGUCGCCUGGGUCCCGCCGCCCUCCGCACCUUGGGUGCGCGUGUGGGCUCGGCAGUGAGGAUCUUGCUGCCCGAAGGCGGCUCCUGCCUCUGCACUGCCUGGCCGCGGCGGGAUGGAGCUGAUGGUUUUGUGCAGCUGGACCUGCAGUGCGCAAGUCCCGGGGCGGCGGUGGGGGAGCGGGGUUCCCCGGGGACUCUCAGCCUGAGCCGCCUCAGCCUGGUACCCUGCCCGCCCCUGCGGCGCCUCUCUGUGUGGCCAGUGUUGCGAAUGCCCGCAGGCGCGCCGAGUGCCCCGAGUCCAGCCGCGGUGCUGGAAGCCGCGCAGGAGCUGCUGAGGAACCGACCGGUCUCCCAGGGCCACGUGGUGGCCGCUCCGCCGGGCGACCCAGGCCCUGUGACCGCCCUGCACAUCAUCGGCGGGACACCCAACCCGGAUCCAGCGGGGCUUGUCACCCCUCGAACCUGCAUCGCUCUCUGCCGGGAGCCUCCGUCAGCGGCGGAGCCACAGCCCGAGGUGUCCCUAGGGGGCCUUUCGGAGGCGGCCGACUCGCUGCGGGAGCUCCUCCGCCUGCCGCUCCGCUAUCCCAGCACCCUGGCCGCGCUGGGGCUAGCUGUGCCCCGUGGGGUGCUCCUGGUGGGUCCUCCCGGAGUGGGCAAGACCCAGCUGGUGCGGGCUGUGGCCCGGGAAGCGGGCGCAGAGCUGCUGGCGGUGAGUGCUCCGGCGCUGCAGGGCUCCCGGCCUGGGGAGACGGAGGAGAACGUGCGGCGGGUCUUUCAGCGCGCCCGGGAGCUGGCCAGCCGAGGGCCUAGCCUGCUUUUCCUGGACGAGGUGGACGCCCUGUGUCCGCGGAGGGGCGGCCCACACCGGACCCCCGAGAGCCGCGUGGUGGCCCAGGUGUUGACGCUCCUCGACGGCGUCUGCGGGGACCGCGAGGUGGUUGUUGUGGGAGCCACCAAUAGGCCAGACGCGCUAGACCCAGCACUUCGCAGACCCGGGAGAUUUGACCGAGAGGUUAUCAUCGGGACUCCCACACUUAAACAAAGAAGGGAAAUUCUACAGGUUAUUACCUCAAAGAUGCCCAUCUCCAGUCAUGCCAAUUUGGGUCUCCUUGCAGAAAUGACAGUUGGCUAUGUUGGUGCCGACCUGACAGCACUCUGUAGGGAGGCAGCCAUGCACGCUCUCCUUCACAGUGAAAAGAACCAAGACAAUCCUUUGAUUGAUGAAACAGACUUCCUUGAAGCUUUUAAGAAGAUUCAGCCUUCAUCAUUUCGAAGUGUUAUUGGAUUGAUGGACAUCAAGCCUAUUGAUUGGGAGCAGAUUGGUGGCCUUGAAGAUGUAAAACGGAAGUUAAAACAGAGCAUUGAGUGGCCUCUGAAAUUCCCUCAGGACUUUAUUAGGAUGGGCCUAACACAACCAAAGGGCCUUCUCCUCUAUGGGCCCCCUGGAUGUGCUAAAACCACCCUGGUGAGGGCCCUGGCCACAAGCUGUCACUGCUCUUUUGUUUCAGUGAGUGGAGCUGAUCUCUUUUCACCUUUCGUUGGAGAUUCAGAAAAAGUUUUGUCUCAGGUAUUUCGACAAGCAAGAGCAAAUACUCCAGCAAUUGUGUUUUUGGAUGAAAUUGACUCAAUCUUGGGGUCUCGCUCAGUUAGCAAAACAGGAUGUGAUGUUCAAGAGCGAGUUCUUUCCAUUCUCCUGAAUGAGUUAGAUGGUGUGGGACUUAAGACAAUAGAAAGAAGAGGAAGUAAAUCAAAUCUACAGGGUAAAUACCAGGAGCUGAAAAAAAUGAAGAGCUUAGAGUUUCAAGAAGUUUUUAAUCAAAAUGUCAUGAUUGUUGCUGCAACAAAUAGACCUGAUGUGUUAGAUGAUGCCUUAUUAAGACCUGGAAGAUUGGAUAAGAUCAUCUAUAUUCCCCCUCCAGAUCAGAAGGGCAGGCUUUCAAUUUUAAAAGUCUAUACAAAAACCAUGCCAAUAGGACCUGAUGUUUCCUUAGAAAACCUAGCAGCAGAAACCAGUUUUUUCUCUGGAGCUGAUCUUAGAAACCUCUGCAAAGAAGCUGCUUUGCUGGCUCUACAAGAAAAUGGACUGGAAGCAACCUCAGUGAAUCAGGAACACUUUCUACAAUCACUUAAGACUGUAAAACCAUCCUUAAAUCACAAGGACUUGACUUCAUAUGAAAACUUAUUUAAGAAAGAAGGAUUUUCGAACUGGGCAGAUAUUUAAAAAUUACAUCUUUGUUCAGUUGUUCACAUUUAUCUAAGUGUGAGCUUGCUUUUGGUUUCCAACUUCACACUUUUAGACUUUGUGUGUAUAUUUUUUGUAAAUAAAUAAAAAUACAGAUUUGGGGAUGUAGCUCAGUGGUAGAGCUUCCCUAGCAUGUGUAAUGCCCUGGUUUCAACCUGUAGCGCUGCAAAAACAAAAUUAAAAAUUUUACAUUUUAUAAACUAA